AUGGUUGGCCACAAUGUCGUCCAAGAUCCUGGCGAUGAGGAGGCUCAUGGCGAGCUUUGGUGGAUGAGGAUAGAGAAUGAGCCAGAGGAGGAUGAGUACAUUGACAGCGAUGAGUAUCAAAGCAGGAUUGUGAACAUGGCUCAUUUGAUCGCACUCUUGCUGGCGGCAUGUACCGUGACUGUUGCUGGAGCAAACGGAGCUUUUGGUUCUGGUUUUCCAGCCAACAUUGCCGGAACCUGCACGCCAGAACAGACAUGCAAUGGCCAAUGUCCCUGGACAGAAAGAAGCCAAGGACGCCCUCCUCUCUGCUUCUGUGACCAAGAUUGUCAAUUCUUCAACGAUUGCUGCAAAGACCACUCCCAAUGCAGUCGCUACAGGACAUUCGUCAGUAGCGCACAACCACAACCUUCAUCAAUAACAAACACCUCUGCAACUUACAGUUGUGUCAGCUUACAGAACUUUGUGGAUAAGAAGGAGUGGCAGAUCAUCAGCGCUGGAAGACCGGUCGAGAAGAUGCGACUUGGAUAUUACAUCAUCGCAACGUGUCCUACAUACAUAUCUUCGGACAUCGAUCGGAACUACCGCAAAAUGUGCGAAGAUGAAAACCGAGAUACAAUAUUGAACACCCCUGUGUAUGACCACCAGGGACUGACUUAUAAGAACAUGUUUUGCGCGCUCUGUAAUGGUUUGAGUAUUCAGAAUAUUAAAUCUUGGAACGUGGAGUUCUCUAAUUGCAACUCAUCAUUCAACAGUACUGGCCUAUGGACGGUAAAUUCUAAUGGGGGCCCUUCGGGUGGUUUUGCAGAAUGGGUGACACUUGCAACAAAACACUGCAUCGUUAGCACGACUGAGCCAGUCGAAGCCAAACCCCUCCGUAGGUGCUUCCCAAAUUUAGUUUCAGAUUGUCCGAGUAACUUCUAUGAUCAACGAAUCCGAACGCUUUGCCAGAGGUAUCAGUCCGUCAUAGCAGCAAAUGGCAUAUACUACAGAAACAAGUACUGCGCCCAGUGUAACCUUGGUGUCGAGGUCCGGUGCAACAUUGUGAGGUACGAUCCAUCUCGCAUCAGGUUCUACUCCCUAAGGAUUGUGGCUGAUUUCUCGAAAGGAGACUAUUACGUCAUUAAUCAUGAAGGUGAAAGGUCAUUGGGAUUUCCACCUUGUCCGAACCAGGAUCAGAUCUUUGACAUCUUUCUUGAGAAAUGCCGUGUAGUGAACUGUGCUAAAGGAUACCUUACGCCCUUCGGUGACUGCAUCAAGAUUCCUUCGACGAUCCCGACAUCUUGUGGACCAUUCAAGAACAGGAAGAGCGUCCGUAUCGACACACAGCUUUCUAAUAAGUUUGACUUCAACUCCAAUGAGUGCUCUGAUAUGAUAGACUGGUGGCUUACAUGUGUUGCAGAGGUUCGGAGGGUGCGCUUGUCUUUCAAUUCGAAUGAUCUUGUUGGGGAAUGCUCCGUUGAUAACAUAUACAGAGUAGCGAAUAUAUCAAUCACCGCAAGGAAUAAUAGCGACCCAAGGGUGUCGGCUUCGCUGAUGAGUCUCAUUGAAACAUUCAAUUCACAGCUAGAAUUGCAGUCAAUGCCAUGUCACACGCUAAACAUAGAUUUCCAGCAGGGGUGUUUGUCUCUUCAUCGGGACCUCAUCGGUGAGGGGAAGUGCCGAGACGUGACUAUGAACUCUUCCCGAUCAGUCCAAUUCAAUGUUACUGGAAACCAGACGCAGAUGGCGACGAAUCUCAACGUUAACUAUCAGGGGAAGAUUCUUCAGAACUUGAUAUAUGUGACGAGUUUCACAGAAAUAGGCACCCAGGUACAUACGAGACAGCGAGUUAUGGCAUGUAACCGUUUGGCAUUGGAUCAUGUGCCUUGCCCCGUGGACUCGGCUCCUUAUAGUGAUUUUAUCGUAGUGCCUAUGAAGAAUGGGAAGGAACGACUAAAAUACCUGCCAACGGAAAAGGUCAUCAAGGCUAAUCAAUACGAGAUUACAGCCAAUGGAACGGUCUUAGUGUGCCAUGGUGUCCUCGGGAACAUCUCAGCAUCCAUUGCCGAGGAUAGGAUACCUAUCUUCAGUUUCUCAUCGGCAGAAAUCAUGGUGAGCUGCUUCGGGUUAGGACUAUCUCUCAUUAGCAUGCUCAUUACCUUCACCACCUAUUUGGUCUUUCCUUCCAUGAGAAACCUUCCCGGCAAGACCGUCAUGUCACUAAUCGUCGCUCUCUUCGUAGGUCAAGGACUGUUCCUGUUUGGGGUCGGAGAGACACGGAACGACACCAUCUGCACUGUCAUAGCCAUCGUACUGCACUACGCCUGGCUCAGUGCCUUCACCUGGACAAACGUCCUCGCAUUCCACCUGUCUCAGAGCCUAGGUACCAGAGCAGGCUCUAUGCGGAAGCGUUUCGCGAUGGGCUCCCAAAUCUCUAAAACAUUCCUUUUGUACUGCGCCUAUGGCUGGGGCGCCCCUCUCAUCGUCGUUCUAAUUAGUGUCGCUGUUGAUCUCUGGAGCAAUGCGAAUUUCCAUUAUGGGACCAAAGCGAGUUGUUGGAUUACUGGAGGUCUUGCAAACCUCUUGGCCUUCGGCGCACCCGUUGGUUUGACGUUGCUGGUCAACGUUGCUAUGUUCACCAACAUUGUAAUUGGGUUCCUGUCAAGAAGAACACCGUCUAGCGGCCUGGACGACGAGAGACGGAGGAGAAGAAAAAGCAGGAGAGACACCAUGGUUUCGUUUAAGAUCGCCUUAUUAAUGGGUUUCACCUGGCUUUUCGCCUACAUCGCCGCCUGGGCAGCUAUCACCGUUCUCUGGUAUGUCUUCAUUUUAUUAAACAGUCUUCAAGGAGUCUACAUCCUUACAGCAUUCACCUGCAAUAGAGGCACCUGUAAACUCUGGAGCACAAAAGUAAACAGAUUCCGAGAGAGAUGUUCCAAGAUGGCCACACGUACUACCCACAACUCGAGUGGUCAUCACCGGUGCAUACGAGAUGAAGGGAGUCGAGAUGAGCUGAGCGGUGACAUCUGUCAUGCGGAAGAAGCUAUGGAAGAAAGCAAAGGUCAUGAGGAUGCAGAUCAUAACGCGGACAUUGAUCCAGUUCCUGAAUUAUCGAUCACACCGGUAUGAAACUCGACAGGCUUGAUCUGCCUUUAAUUCAUAGAUCGAGUGGCGUUGCAGAUUAAUGGCGAUGAACCACCAAUAUGACUGUUGCCCAAACCCAGGGACGAUCGACUCGCUGGUCAGGUCACAGCUAUAGUGAGGGGAAAAGUUUUGUGAGGUGUCAUCUGCUUAGGGUCCAACACCCGUACAAUUUCUUUGUAUACCAAUGUCAGGUAUAUUAACAUUCACCUUGAGAUAGACAUCCCCGAGUUAAUGGUGAAAAAAGGGCGAGUGGCGCUGGAAGUGUACUCAAUAUCGGCUGCAGUCGUCACAUGAUGAUGGUGACGAUGGAGAGAAUGGUGAUCGAUGAUGACGAGAAUGAUGACAAUGAUGAUACACGAACUAGUUCAUGAUCCUUAUGAAGGGGUAUAGAAAGAACAGGAUUGGAAUACUCUGAAGACUAACUUUACAUAGCGGUGUCAUCAAAACUCGCAGCUUAUAAAGGACAACAGAUCUGCUAUCUGAAAGAUAAAAAGCAAUACGACUCUUUGGUAAAAAUAUAAAGAACCUGUAUCACAAGAGCUGAUAACGACAGUUAAGAGUAAGACCCUGAAUCAUUAUAAAGGAUAUACAGUUAUGAAAUAAUGAUGAAGAUCAUUUUGUAGAUCUUGUGUUCCAGAGGGGCUUUUGAAGACUCGGUCGAGUUGUCAACAUCAAGUACAAGGAGAAAAUGAAAUAAGCUCUUCAGACAUUGCAAGAUACACUGAGAUGAAGCUCAAAUCGAAACUGAAUUUAAAAUGAAGAUGAAGUUAUAUAUUUUAAUGAGAUGAUGAAAAAAGAAAGUAACGGACGCCUUUUAGUAUAGCGUCCAUGAAAAUGGAGAGAAUCUUCUAGACAAAAAUUAUCGUCGUGUGAAUUAUUUCCGUCACUUUAGGCUUAUUCCUGGGUUAAGAACUAUCGGUAUACGUAGUUUGCUAUCGAAUUCAUUCAAAAUAUGGCGACUUCAGUCUCGAUCAGUCUAAUUUCCUUUUAAAACAGUAUUUGAAUAGUUAACCACUAUUGGAAACUUAAUUGCUCGUAAUAUUACGGGGGAAAGACAACUGGAGGGGUGUACGCCGACUAAAAACUGUGCCAAGUGGAUGCUACAAAAGUCAGUUUCUGCUUUCACCCAAAUUAAAUUAAUGUAAUAUGUUUAUGGUGUGAUAUAAUCCAUAGUAUCUAGUGGCUCUCCAUAAAGAUUGAGAUAAAACCAAACAAACAAAUGUGAAAUGUGACGAAAAAUUUAUUCGGGUGUCCGACAUAAUGGGACGUAUUAUUUGCCGACAGGUUUAAAUUACAGAAUACUUGAUGUUUGAAACUUAUUAUGUUCUACAAGGUUUUCAGUCUCUACAAAUUGAGGUUAAGCAAAGGGUGUUGGUGUACUCAGAAUUUGUUAUUAAUUUUGUUUGAAUGGGGAUGGUCACACCAGCCCUUGAAACCACUUUCUCUUCUCAAUCUGUCCUUCGGCAACGUCCCCGAUUAGAUGCCAUAAUUCCCUCCAAUUAUGAUAGUGCUGCUGAGAAUACACUUUAUAUAUUUGUUGACAAUAUAAUGACCUUUAAUCAAUAUGACUACAAAAGUGUGCUCGUGCAACUAAGCAGCUGAAAUUCUUCACUUAUAAUUAUAUUUCAGAUACAUGUAUAUGACACAAAUUUCACAUGUUAUAAUUAUGUUAGAAAAGGCUAACCAAAUAACCUUGAACCGGUUUUUAAAGCAGCCCAAACCGAAGUCAUGUUAUCAGUCAAAAACGAUUGGAAACAUUAAGUUUUUAUACCGCUAGGUCUCAAUAAUACACAUCGAGCAGUAAUUCGUCAACAUUUGAAUUAACUUUAUGGAUAUAAAUUUAUUCUAUUGAAAUUGUGGAAUUAUUCUAAGCAUUAAAAUCAUCACGAAUAGAUCAACUGUAUUUGGAUGGUGUGUAUACACUUUUUCGAGUCUUAUAGUCCAGUGUUGUAGAGCCUUGAUGAUCGGCCUUGGCGCCAAAUUUCGCCAAAUUUCGCCAUGCCUUGGCCCUGGUCUUGGAUGCUUUAGCCUUGGUCUUGAGGGUUCAAGCCUUGGUCUUAGCAUUGGUCUUGAUCUUGUUGAGGGUUUAUGCAUUGACUACGACACUGUUAUAGUCGCGGUCUUAUUUAUAUAACUAGAUUACUAGUUAGAAAACUGUUUGCUUUUUUAUUUGCCUUUAAUAAAGGUACUGCCUACCUUUGCUUAUAAUGUUAUACAAGGGCAGAUGAAGCUGAAUAUAAUAAUUAUGAACGUCAUUCAAAUAAAUUCACCUGUAUAUGUGGUUGUAUAUAUUGAUUUAUAGGAUUAUUAUGUAAAUAUUAAAAAGAUAAUUAAGAGAAAGAUAUUUCGUGAUGAUUUAAAUUGUAUUCGCUUAUCUGAAUGUCUAAGUGUGAUUUAUGAAGCUACUCAUACCAAAGGAAAGGAAUAAAUCCCACCAACUAGAGAGAA
This is a messenger RNA of Strongylocentrotus purpuratus (purple sea urchin), 5571 nucleotides long. RefSeq lists its product as uncharacterized. Gene Ontology annotation, biological process: G protein-coupled receptor signaling pathway; cell surface receptor signaling pathway. Gene Ontology annotation, cellular component: membrane. The record is from RefSeq and is a predicted model, not a curated record. Gene Ontology annotation, molecular function: G protein-coupled receptor activity. The transcript is spliced from 5 exons. Bases 1 to 3108 code for a protein of 1035 amino acids. Lineage: Eukaryota; Metazoa; Echinodermata; Echinoidea; Camarodonta; Strongylocentrotidae.